AGUGUCUUUCAAGAUCCCUUUACUCCUGAAGUGGAAGGGAGGAUCAGGGUUGAACCAUCACCAAAAAAGGGGAAGUCAGACUGGACGACUGAAUCCUUGACUAGAAGCGAUGUCCUGCUCAGAAAUCUAAUGUGAAGCAAGAACUAGAGAUUGCUAUGGGUUUGUCUGCAUCUUCUCCCUCAAUUGCCCUCCAGGCAAAUAUAUCAGAGCAACCUAAGGCUCCACCUUCAGAAUGUCCAAUGCACCAAAAGAAAAUGGAAGGCUGUCCAAUGCACAUGAAACCUAACCUUGAUGUGAAUCAGAAUGCUUCUGCUCCUGCCCAUCAAGAAAGAGCAUAUGAAUAUGUGGAAUGUCCUAUUAAUGCUCAAAUACCAGAGAAGAUUGAUCCUAGCAAUAUGAUGCCACCUCCUAAUCAGGUUCCAUCGCCUGAUCAGCCAUUUCCAUUAUCGACAGUGAGAGAAGAGUCUUCCAUUCCUAGAGCUGCUUCUGAACAAAAAUGGGUGUAUCCUUCAGAGCAGAUGUUUUGGAAUGCAAUGCUUAAAAAAGGAUGGAGAUGGAAAAAGGAUGACAUAAAGCCUGAAGAUAUGACCAAUAUAAUUAAGAUUCAUAAUCAGAAUAAUGAGCAGGCUUGGAAGGAAAUUUUAAAAUGGGAAGCACUUCAUGCUCGGGAGUGCCCAUGUGGACCUUCACUUGUUCGCUUUGGAGGUAAAGCUAAGGAGUAUUCACCAAGAGCCAGAAUACGAUCCUGGAUGGGGUAUGAGCUGCCUUUUGAUAGACAUGAUUGGAUUGUUAACCGCUGUGGAACUGAAGUCCGAUAUGUCAUUGAUUAUUAUGAUGGAGGAGAAGUAGACAAGAACUAUCAGUUCACCAUUUUGGAUGUGCGCCCUGCUUUUGAUUCCCUGACUGCUGUGUGGGACAGAAUGAAGGUGGCCUGGUGGCGCUGGACCUCAUGACUACUUUUGUCUAGUAUGAACAACAUUUAGGACUAUUUUAUUUCAGAGUGGUGUUGCACUGACCUUAGACUUUAAUAAAGUUUAUGGUGACAACCUUUUUAUUAAUACUGUGCUUGCCAUUGCGGGGCAAACUACAUUUCUUUAAGCAGGGAUUUGGUAAAACAAAAUACAGUACAUUUGCUGUCUGCUUUUGGUGGUGUUCUACUGAAACUAUAAAAGUCAUGGAAAACCGAUGGUUCAAUAAAGGAUGCACAGAAGGCACUCAAGCUAGUGACUCAAGUUGCAUCACUGCUUGGAAACAGAGAUAGUUGAGAUCUGUUAUUAAAGAAGGGGAAUCUUAUGUAUGCCUUUACUGUAAGAGCUUCAUAUUGAAUUACAGUAAUUUAUUUGAGAGAGAAGAAUGUAGUAUUAUUUAAAAUAAUACUUUCUAGCAAAAAUAGGCAAAAGCAACAACAUAAAUAUAGUUUAAAUCAACAAGGUUAAAUGUGUUUUGGACUAAUUUAUAUACUGAAGCCUAAGUCCAAUAAGGUGCUAGUAUUGCAGUGCCUGGCUGAUGAAAUUUCCUUCCUGUUCUGCAGCCCUUAGAACACCGUGUCCCGGUGUUUUACUUGUUCUCUGAAGCAUGUAGUCUUGUGGUCCAGACAGUGGUGUGCCACCAUGUGUUUUGGAUUCCAGCUCUCAGAAUUCCUCACCAUUGGACAAGUUGGCUAGGACUUCUGGGAGCUGGAGGCCCAAAGAUCUGAAGGCUACAAGUAUGAUGGCUCUGUACUGUUAGAUGUGUUGAUCCCCCUCUUGCUUUCAUUUUAUUCUCAUUUUCUGUCAGCAGCAGCCAAGAA
Messenger RNA from Anolis sagrei ordinatus, 1789 nucleotides. It is a transcript of the gene HCCS, whose product is annotated as holocytochrome c synthase. Gene Ontology annotation, molecular function: holocytochrome-c synthase activity. Gene Ontology annotation, biological process: cytochrome c-heme linkage. Gene Ontology annotation, cellular component: mitochondrion. NCBI's taxonomy places the organism in Eukaryota, Metazoa, Chordata, Lepidosauria, Squamata, Anolidae. The record is from RefSeq and is a predicted model, not a curated record.